CAAGAAAGAGUCCGAGGGUUCCCUUUCGGAGGAGGGAAGAGUUUAGGAGACAAAAUUACGAUGUCGCCGGCCGAAUCGUCCCGUGAAGAGAAUGUCUACAUGGCCAAGCUGGCCGAGCAGGCCGAGCGGUACGAGGAGAUGGUGGAGUUCAUGGAGAAGGUCGUGAAGACGGUCGACGUGGAGGAGCUGACCGUCGAGGAGCGCAACCUCCUCUCCGUGGCUUACAAGAAUGUGAUUGGUGCUCGCCGGGCUUCGUGGCGCAUCAUCUCCUCCAUCGAGCAGAAGGAGGAGAGCCGUGGGAAUGAGGACCGUGUCACCUUGAUCAAGGAGUACCGCGGCAAGAUUGAGGCUGAGCUUAGCAAGAUCUGUGAUGGGAUCCUGAAACUGCUUGAAUCCCACCUCAUCCCCUCGGCCACUGCUGUGGAAUCCAAGGUGUUCUACCUUAAGAUGAAGGGGGAUUACCACAGGUACCUUGCGGAGUUUAAAACUGGUGCUGAGAGGAAAGAAGCAGCUGAGAGCACACUGUUGGCAUACAAAUCUGCUCAGGAUAUUGCACUGGCUGAAUUGGCUCCGACUCAUCCAAUAAGGCUUGGGCUUGCACUCAAUUUCUCAGUGUUUUAUUAUGAGAUCCUGAACUCGCCAGACCGUGCUUGCAGUCUUGCAAAACAGGCUUUUGAUGAGGCCAUUUCAGAGCUUGACUCUUUGGGUGAGGAGUCUUACAAGGACAGCACAUUGAUCAUGCAGCUUCUCCGAGACAACUUGACACUGUGGACCUCUGAUAUCACAGAGGACGGAGGUGAUGAGAUCAAGGAAGCUCCCAAACGGGAAUCAGGGGAUGGGCAGUGAUGAGAAAUCAGAUGUCUGGCCUAUGCUUCUACCUUGUGCCCUGGAAUUGGUGUUUUUAAUCCUAGAUGUAGCGAAAAUUCAUGUGCUUGCAGAUUGUUGCCCUUUUUACUGCUGUGGUGUGUGGAUGAACCUCCUAUCUAUCUUA
Messenger RNA from Elaeis guineensis (African oil palm), 991 nucleotides. RefSeq names its product 14-3-3-like protein. The record is from RefSeq and is marked provisional. NCBI's taxonomy places the organism in Eukaryota, Viridiplantae, Streptophyta, Magnoliopsida, Arecales, Arecaceae.